Molecule: messenger RNA, 648 nt
Organism: Vicia villosa (hairy vetch)
Lineage: Eukaryota; Viridiplantae; Streptophyta; Magnoliopsida; Fabales; Fabaceae
Product: histone H3.2
Exons: 1
Coding region: 84-494 (136 amino acids)
Cellular component (GO): nucleosome
Molecular function (GO): protein heterodimerization activity; structural constituent of chromatin; DNA binding
Source: RefSeq, a predicted model, not a curated record
UUUCAAAAUUAUCACUCCCAAAUUUUAACAGAAAACAAUUCUCAAAUUAUAAUCUGUUAGUAACCGUUUUCUGUUACUUAACAAUGGCCCGUACCAAGCAAACUGCUCGCAAGUCCACCGGCGGCAAGGCUCCGAGGAAGCAACUGGCAACCAAAGCCGCUCGCAAGUCCGCUCCGGCCACCGGCGGAGUGAAGAAGCCACAUCGUUUCAGGCCAGGAACCGUUGCUCUCCGUGAGAUCCGCAAGUACCAGAAGAGCACUGAGCUUUUGAUCCGCAAACUUCCUUUCCAGCGUCUCGUUCGUGAGAUCGCUCAGGAUUUCAAGACUGACCUCCGUUUCCAGAGCUCCGCCGUGUCGGCGCUUCAAGAAGCGGCUGAGGCUUACCUUGUUGGACUCUUUGAGGAUACUAACCUCUGCGCAAUUCACGCCAAGCGUGUUACUAUCAUGCCGAAGGAUAUUCAGCUUGCUAGGCGUAUUAGAGGCGAGCGUGCUUGAUUUUGUUGAAUUCUUGCUCUUAGGGUUUGUGUAGAUAUUUUGGAAAUGUUGUUAAUUCCAAACGGGUGAUUUCAGUUUCUUAAGAAUUUAAUCUUGUAAUAUUGGAAUUGUGCUUAGCACUUAUCAUUGGAAUGAAAUGUCUUUUGUUCAACUA